Messenger RNA from Petromyzon marinus (sea lamprey), 8928 nucleotides. RefSeq names its product ras association domain-containing protein 3-like. Gene Ontology annotation, biological process: signal transduction. The record is from RefSeq and is a predicted model, not a curated record. Lineage: Eukaryota; Metazoa; Chordata; Hyperoartia; Petromyzontiformes; Petromyzontidae.
GCGUGUUGAGAGAUCUGAUCAUGACAACCAGACUCGCCUUGCUCGCUACAUCCACCAGGGCAGCAGCGCAGGCACACACGCACACUCGCUUAAGCCAGCCAGCCAGCCGGCCACACCAGUGUAGCCCGGCUCACGUGGCUGCCUGCUGUGUUGUGGCUGGCGCGUUGGGAGGAUCGAGGCGGUUUGAGCAGGGGGGGUGGGGGGGGGUCAUUCUUGCGCGCCGCUCCUUUAAAACGAAAAAGAAUCCAACAUUUAAACCCCUGGCCGCAACUCAGAACAGGUGUAGUAGGGUAGAUGAGGCUCACCUGUGAAGCCACCCCCCCCCCCCACCCGGUCUGUGUUCUACCCAGCGGGCUUCUCGUGUGAUGCAGCUAGGUGUCGUGACGAUGGUGGCAAUGGCGUGAUUCAACAACGUAAGGUGCGGAUGAAUUGAUCGCAGGAAUUGAUCGAUCAGUGAAUGAAUGGUUGCUGAUCUGCGAAGAGGCUUAGGGUGCUGCUGCGAUCGGUCUUAUGAAGGCGGCACUGAUAUUCAGUGGUUUAUCAAUUAGGUAGCAAUCAACAAGCAAGUAAUAAGAUUGCGAACAACCUAUAACAAUACUGUCAACGUAAUUGUAUUUUUUUCUGCUUAUGUAUGAAUGAUAGGCUAUAGACUCAUGCAGCCGAGAGACACGCGUCGGUCAGCAGUUGGAGUUGUAUCAGAUUGAGAAUUCCAGCUGUGUCCAGGUGUGGGAGGAUAUCCGCAGCCUCCAUAAUCAUCAUCAGCAGCAGCAGCAAUAUCAGCAUCGCCCAGGAAGGGCAGAAUCGGAAGCGUUAUUCAACAGCACAACCUGCAGCAGCCGAAUCAUCAUCAACAACAACAGCGGCAUCACCACACUGGUCUCUCAAGGCUCGAGCGAUGAACAUUGAGCAUCACCAGGAGCUGACUCUGCUCUACCCGGCCAUGAGGAUGAAGGGAGCCUUCUCGCCCUUCCGCCGCAAGAAGGUGGUGCACCGACACGUGAGGACCAUCUUCGACAGCACCGGCAGCGACCCGAGGCUGCGGGAGGAGAAGGGAGAGGGACACGAGUUCCGACCCUACACCAACCCGCAGUUCUGCGACCUCUGCGGCGAGUUCAUAUGGGGGGUCUACAAGCAGUCCCUACGCUGCCGGAUCUGCAAGUUCACGUGCCACCACCGCUGCCGCGAGCUCAUCCGACUGGACUGCCAGAGGCAGCGCGCCCAGCUGGGCAGUACCUCCGAGCAGGAGCUCGACGAGGAUGGCAAGGUGGAGCAGGUGCAGAGCCAGGUGCUGUCGCGGGAGGAGAUCGAGCAGAAGAUCAAGCUGUACAACCUGCGCAGCAGCAGCAAGACCAGCAUGGUGCAGCAGGAGAACGGGACGUUCACGGGCUUCAUCAAGGUGCAGCUCAACCUGCAGAGGCCCGUCUCCGUGGCGGACGACGGGCGGGCCCACAAUGCACUGCUGCAGCCCGUGGCGACGCCCGGCCCGGCGGGGGGUGGCGGCGGCACGUGCGAGAGCACGGCGAGACGCACGACCUUCUACCUGCCACGCGGCACCGAGAAGCAGGUGCACCUGAGCAGCACCAACACGGCGCGCGAGGUGAUCGAGGCGCUGCUCCGCAAGUUCCAGGUGAUGGACAACCCACGCAAGUUCGCCCUCUUCCAGCACUCGGGGCCAGACGGGCAGGUGUCCAAGCGCAAGCUGACCGAUGAGGAAAACCCCCUGCACCUGCGCCUGCUGAACGGACCCGACCAGACUGCAAUGCGCUUCGUCAUGCAGGAGAACGAGACCGGCGAGGUCAUUUGGGAAGCCUUCACCGUCCCAGAGCUGCAGAAUUUCCUGCGGAUUUUGAAACGGGAAGAGGAUGCGUACGUGCUCAAGGUCCAGGAAAAGUACGACGGCUAUCGCCAGAAACUGGUGGAGGCUCUGGCCACACGUAAGCCCGGCUGAGCUCCGCCCUACCGCAGCGGAGCCUCGCGAGGUGCCUCGCCAGCGUCGCCACGGGAAAGUGGUGGAAAACGUCGGUGAAGAGAAAACCCGCUGGGAAGAAAAGUCACAACGACGACGACGACGACGACGACCUGCACCCGAUUCUGAAUUUUAACGUGACGUAGUGGUGUGUGGGGGGAUUGGGUGCGGGGUUUGAGAGAAUGUAUAUAACAUCGGGGGGGAGGUGUUGUGGUCUGUAAGGUCAUGUGAUGUAACGCGUGCGUAGGAAGCGCGGAAGAUCAAUGGUGUGCGGUGUUUGGAAUAUGUAUGUAUGUUGAGCUUAUUUCGCGCCGCACGUAGCCAACCGUGCUAAUGGGAGGUGCAAAUAGUGUCGGUGUGAGACGCGGGUGGCGUGGGUAUGCACUGAAGGGCGAGAGUGCGAGCAAGCCAGCGCUUGAGUGAGUAGGUGCACCCUUGUGGGCCCUGCCCUGCCUAUUUGCUCUCUCCGAAAGUGAGAUCAAGAGAAGCACAAAAGGUCGAGGGAUGGGGUUAGGUGGCCGAGGUUAGGGGUGAUGCGAGGUGCAAAACUAGUCGUCUGCGCUGUGGAAACUGAGCUGAAUGAAAGUUAUUUCUAUGAAAUUGCCAAGGCUGGGAAUUUUUCAUGCGCAAAAAAGUUUGUAAAGUGGAUUCCUUAAGAAUCAGUGUGGAGUUGAGUGAGUUUUAAAGCAAAACAAAAAGGUCAAUGUAUAAUUGCAGGGAAUGUUUAUGUUUAAAUGUCUGUGAACUGUGUGCUGUACUGUUUAUUUUAUGAACUCCCCCCUCCCCCUCUCCCAUUCUCUAGAAAAUUCCAUUUAAAUACUCCAUUAAGAAACAGAAAAAAAGACAAAUUCAAUACUUCACGUUUUAUUAAAAAACAAUUAUCUAUGGGAUGUGGGCGUUGCUGGUAUACCAGCAUUUACUGCCCAUCCCGAGUCAAUACGCAAGGAGGUGGUGGUAGUGCCGUGGAUUUGUCCGUGUCCUGCUGCAGUCGUAGCAGCGGGGAUGCCCUCUUCCCCCCCAACGCUGUUCAAUAGGAGUUUCAGGAUUCAGGUCCGGUGUUGAUGAACGGGCGGCGGCAAUAAAUCUCCUGGGUCGGGGGCGGCGUGACUUGUAGGGGAAUUUGAAGUUGGUGGAAUUCCCACCACGCAGGUCGCGCAGGUUUGGGAGGUGCUGCUGGAGCAGCUUUGGUGCAGUGCAUUCUGGAGACCGUGCGCACUGCAGCUGGAGGAUGCCCCCCAGGGAUGGCAGGGGUAGAUAUCUACACUGGUGAGGUGCCAAUAGAGCAGAUCGUUGUCCUGGAUGGUGGCGAGCUUCUUACGUGUCAUUGGAGCUGCGCUCAUCCAGGCAAGCGUAGCGUACUCCAUGACACCCCUGCCUUGUCCCUUAUAGAGUAGCGGAGAGGCUUUGGGGAGAAAGGAGAUGGGGCCACUUGCUUCAAGAUAGCCAGCCCUCUGACCUGCUGUUGUGGCCAUGGUGUUUAUGUAGCUGGUCCAAUUGAGUUUUUUGUUGUCAAUGGUGACCGCCAAAAUGUUGAUGGCGUGGGACUCUGCGAUAGUAAUUCCGUUGAAUGUCAGGGGAAGGUGCUUGGGCUGUCUUGUCGGAGAUGGUAAUUGUCUGGCACUUGUGUAGCACAAAUGUUAUUUGCCGCUUUUCUGCCCAAGCCUGGAUGUUAACCUGGCCCUGUCAUUUGCUAAAUUGUUCACCACCAUUCUUGGUUGGGUGUGGUAGGAUUGCAGAGCUUUGACUUUGUUGGUUGUGGGAUCCCGUAUCUCUGUCUAUAGCAUGUUGUUUUUGUUGUCGAGCAAGCAAGUAAAAUUGUGUUGAAGCUUCUCCAGGUUGAUGUUUAGGUAUGUUGCUGCUGUUGGCAUGCCCUUCUCUACGCACCUCGUUGAACCAGGGUUGGUCACCUGGCAAGAUGGUCAUGGAGGAGUGAGGAAUAUGUUGGGUUAUGAGGUUAAAUAUCUUGGUGGUGUACGAUCCUGUCGCUGAUAAUGGUCCACAUCGCCUCAUGGAUGCCCCAGUCUCUCGAGCUACUAGAUCUGCUCGAAAUUUGUCCCCGCUUCGCACGGUGGUGGUGCCGCACGAGACACGAUGCCGCGUGCCCUCGGUGCAACAACGUGACCUGGUCUCCACCACAAGGUCUGUGCGGUGAUCACGCCUACCGAUGCUGAUGGGCAGAUGCAUCUGCGACAGGUAGAUUCACGAGGACAAAGGUCAGGUUAGUCACUCCCCUGGUGCUGGUUCUCAAACCGCCUGCCGCAAGUCCCGGUUUGGCAGUUGUGUCCUUCAAGACUUGGUCAGUGGUGGUGGUGGUGGAGGACAUUGAAGUCCCCCCACCCAGAGUACAUUCUGUGCUCUUGCUGCUCUUAGUGCUUCCUCCAAGUGAUGUGCAAUAUGGAGGAAUAGUGACUCUCAUCAGCGUAGGGGAGGACGGUGGGUGGUAAUCGGUCGAAUGUCCUUGUUUGUCCUGGAGCCAUGGAACUCCAUGGGGGUGCAAACGCGAUGUUGACGGCACCCGAGAUUACUCCCGUGCGGCUUGAUACCCAACUUCUCGUGGGUCUCCUCCUGCCUGCCGGUGGGCCAGGACACGCGGCAGAUAGUUUUGUGCUAAAAAUGGGUAUAAGUGGGAUUGUAGAAAAAUAUGAACAGAUUAUAUAAACGAAAGGAAUGUUAGGGAUGUGCAAUACGGCAAGUGUUCUACGCUGGUUCUGAUGAACUAAUUUACGUGGCAGGUUUCGAGACUGCUUAGAUUUAAAUUCAGUCGGUAGGAAAAAAUGAGGUCUUACGAAGCGAGGAGUGGAAGGGCUUGGGGAGGGGGACCUGCCUGCUCGAUCACAAGGGCUAUUGACGACAUUACUGGGGUUGGAACAAGUGUUGUCUCUGCCAUAGGCGAGCGAGCGCACACACCCACACACGGUAGGCGGGAGGUUUAUACACCUGAAUGUUGCAUGCGCGAGGGGAAUUCUUCCCCGAUAUAAGUUAAUAUUGUAUUUAAAUAAAUAAUACCGUUCAGUAAAUAAACGAAUACAACUGUAAAUGAGAAGUAAAUACGAGUAGCUUUGGUAAUAGGCUGUUUUAUAAGCAGCAACUGUUGGGCUGUUAGUGAAUUUAAUUCUGCUUUAAGUGCCAAGCCACCUUGCAAUCAAUUGAAAAUGUAACCGAGUUUUUGGAAUGUUCUGAAAAUGUGCAUGUCCGUGUUGGGUGAAGCACACGUGAAAUGGCAAGGACCGUGCAGUUGGGUGUUCCACAUUUUCAGCUUUUGAGUGGCUAAACAAUAAUUGUUGAAAAAUUAUUCGCUAAGAAAUCUUAACGGGUGCGUGACAACGAUUGCCCAAAUUGGAGUAAACGUUGCCAAAAUCUGAACAGGUGGAACAUACUCUGUGCACGGUGAAUGUCAAUGCCUCUUCUGUCUGUAUCGUGCUCCUCUCGUAUCGUAUGGCAAGGGUUGAGAGCAGCAAUGUUUGUAUGUUCACGUUGAGGUUGGCGAGUGAGCAAGUGGACGGGCGGCUGUCGGGGAGUGGUCUGGUGAAUGUCUGAAAUGCCCCCCCCUCCCCCCAUGUACGUACAGUUGUUAAAGGCUCUGGGGAAUGGAAUAAUGUUUUUUUACUUUACGAACACGCAGCGUGGGCGUUCACCUGUCACGCUGACAGCCGCCGCGGUUAAUGUUACGUCGGAGCCCCGUUGCAAGCUGACCAACCUCGACACGUGGCAAUGCGGCGAAUGAGGUUUUAAACGCGACCAUUGAAGCUGUUGCCGGCAGCAGUUUUGUCAUUAAUCUAGGGGAUUAGAAAUCUGCGGCAGCGCCACUGUUCAUCGUCAUGCUUAUGACCAUCGGUCACGAUCCAUCCACUACUAGAUGAUGGCUUCCCCCACAUACCGGUGUGGAUCGUUUGACCAUACUUCACCACGCCGGACAGUGCAGUUAUGUGAAGGUGGGCAGAGUACAGAACAGCAAUGCACGUUUGCUGCACUGCCUCCUGUGGCCCACACAAACCUGCUCUCCAUGUGCAUGGAGAUCACCCAUCCGACGAGCAGUUGCCACCUCCUUCUCUAACAAACGGAACCUAUGAAGAAAAUCGAGUGAACAAAAAAUUCGCAGAAACAAAAUUCGUGGGCGGCGACGGCCGCCCCUGUGUCGUUUUGUGUGUCUCACAAACUUGAGUGACUCAAAGGAUGGACGCGGUUUUGUUUGUUAUCGUCUGGACGUUUGGUUCAUUCGAGGCGGCAAUACUGCGAUGCAUUGAAGGCUCUCUCGUAGGCUCUUCCGUGGGGGGAGGGUUACAGAUGAUUAAUUGCACAUGUAUUUAUCAGCAUUAGCCGCGAACGGUGGGAACGAGUCGUGGCUGGUGAUAAUGUGAGGGUUAAUGAGGGGUCGACACUUGGGGUAAUUGUGAUCUUGGUGUUUAAUUGGCCUGGAAAUUACAUUAUCCGCAUCUAACGUCCUUAGGUUCUUUAUUCAUUAGGCAUUACAUUGGUGCAGACACCCAUGAUAAUGUAUGGUCAUGUUACAAUAACACAAAAAAAUCCUGUUUGAUCUUAUAGGCAUGCAAGUAUGUUGAACUUCUUUUGUACCAUAUGUAGCCAACCAUACUAAUUGGAGGUGCGGUCUCUGUGUAGGCAUUCUGAUAGCCGAUUCCUACAAAAAUAUCGAGAUUGAUAAUUGUUUAUAAGCCUAAUUCGCGACAGCUAACCCACGCUAAUAUUUAGCAAAAUUAUCGAGAUUCAUUUUUGCAAGGAGACCAAUCAAACUUUAUCGGGGGUGGUAGCAUGCAGGGUGUGAAUAAUGUGUUCGGCACAGUCUAUACAUAAAUAUCCAGUAAUGUAUGCAAUGCGUUACAUAGGUGAAUAUUAUUUAUAGGGUGUUGGUUUAUAGUAACGUAGAAUGAUUUUUGUUACAUUGUAGCAAAUGGGCGCAUCCCCGCUGUAGAAAGAAUUGCAAUCAAAAGUGAUGCCUUAAUUCUCUGGCUCUCCUAUUAACCGCGUCUCUAAGCACAUAUUAUAUUUAAAGAAAAAAACAUUUACACGAAUGUUUUAUGAAGACCCACAUCCACAAUAGUCGUAGCCCUUUGUCAGAAAACAAAGGGCUACGACUAUUGAAUGACUUAUAAAAGAGUAGCUCGUCAGAAAAAAUAAGUGGGGGAAGAAUGUGGUAACACAUUGCCUGAAUUUUGCAAUGCUGAGGAACGCGAUUUAAACUCGUACAGUUGUGUAAAAUGAUCAUUUUUCUGACAAAUCAGUAAGUGUUGUUUCGGUAAAAUAUGCCUGCGUUCGGUUCACUUGGGUGUUUAAAAGCUCCAGGGCCAAUUAAAUCAAACUGUCAAGAGCCAACACCCUUUCAUUCGAUCUGCAAACGAAGUUGCGUCCAUUAGUUCGCAGUUCUCGGAAGCAGGAGGCAAGUGCGGUUAUGACAUAGUUGGUUGGGGGGGAGUGGACUCUGAGCAGCAUGCCGUGCCCUAUUUCAAUGCAUUCUCUCUUAAAGAGAGGCCCCACGGCCUGCACUGCUGCCCAAGCCGUACAGAGGCGGCUUUCACGUCGUUUUUGGCUUGGGGCCCUUGUGAGAGCGGGCACGUGGAGGCGGGGCAGGGGGGGGGGUUUGACAGCUGGGCAGCAAUGCACGGGGGUGAGUGGGGGGGGCAUGCAAGAAGCCCCACUCCAGUGCCUUAUAUGUACAUGCAAUAAGUCACCGCGUGGAAGGCAAAGGCUUAUUUGGGCAAAGUCAGUGUUGGGCAGCUUGGCCGCGCGCAAUGCACUUAUCUGCCCCGUGGCAGGCAUUUGAUGUCCGCGACGCAAUGACACGCGACCAUCCCAUCAGCGCGUGCUGUGUGUCCCAAGAUCGACCAUAUUAUCAUCCCCGACGUUGAGUGCUGCAUGCCACGGCGUUACGUUUGGGCUAUCAGGCUCCGUCUCAUCGCCGUUAUAUGGGGGGGUCCCAGGUCCCUGGGCCCAUGUCCCAUUGAGCAGUGGGUGGAGGGGCCCAUUUGGUGUUUCACGAAUUUUUGGUGAUUCUCCGCAUGUGACCGUGACGCCGGCCUGCUUUGGCCCACUCCAGCAAACGCUGCCAUACGAUUUUUUGUUGUUAUUUAGACUCAAGUGAAACUGCGGGUGGGCGAUCAUUCUUCUAACAUUGAACGUAGCACUGUACACGAAAUGACAUUUUGGCUACCACAGUCUUCUUGCAGCUGUUGCCAGUUACAAUUUCCCGAUUGCAAUGGUGUUUUUUGUUGUUGUUGUUGUAAACAAAGUAAAUAAGAGUUGCACUGUUUUAACUGUGGCUUUAAGUGACUCCGCAGUUGGCGCCACUUCAAAAUAAAGUGGUGGCCGUAUUGGAGGAGCGUGUGGCCAAUUACAUGCGAGUGUUGUUCAUUAAAUUGGAAUUAUUUUAAAUGAAUACAUUGAGAUUAUAAAUGACGACUAUAGAGGUGACCCUUCGCAACCAUUCAUCGUUUGGCAUUCACGUCGGGCUCGCUUUUACACUCGCAAGGGUUUGCUUUUUACGAUGCCCUUAAUUGAAUCUGUCAUUGCUGCACCCAAGUCAACAUAUAGAGCGAUUAAAAUAAUACCCGUAGGUAAUGCUUACUGUUGAACAGUAUAUAUAAAUGGUACUAGAUGUAUAAAAAAAACAUUCUUUAAACGUAGAGGCAAUUGGGGAACAAUGUUAUUGCUGUUUCUAAGGAAUUCUAUAUUGGUAUUAUUUUGUAAUGAGUUACUGUAUUUGUUUAUGUUUGUCCCUUGUUCUUUCUGUUGCUCACAAAUGCGACUCCCCCACCCCCCACCUUGACCAAAGCCUAUUUAUAACGAAGGAAGUGCGGUUUUUUUUUGUAUUGAACUUGCGUUGUUGAGAAGUGUACGGCACGCGCACUAAAGGACAAACUUUUAACGGUGCCACCUGUGAAAAUAAAGCGUGCAGCAGGCCUUUGCACUGUUUCUAAUAAAACGCAAUAAAAAUGUUUUGCAAAGAAAAA